GGGGCCAUGUCUCUCUCUGUGCUGACAAUCCCCCUCCCCACAGUGCCGCGAUGCUGCUCGCCGGGUUGGCCAUGGUGCUGGCGCUGCUGUUCUGGGCCUGGCGCUGCCGCCCGGGGGGCGCGGGAUGCUGGGGGGCCCGGCGGCGGCCCUGGGGGCUCGUUCUCUGGCACUGGCUGGCGCUGCGGGUGCUGGGCCGGGCCGUGGGCUGGCAGCGCCGGCACCUGGAGCAGGCGUCCAAGGACGUGCGGCGGAGCCAGGAGCGCCUCCUGCUGCGGCUGCUGGGGGGAGCCGGGGCCGCGGAGCCAGACUCGGCCGUGUUCCGGGCGCGUCGCCCCCUGGCAGAGCGCGGCUCCAACGGGGCCGAGACCCCUGCCCACCCGGCACUGCCGACGGGGGCCUGGGCUCUGCUUCGGAGCAGCUGCACCGCGGACUCCCCCCUGCAGGGGCCCGUGUUGUACCUGGACGUCCUGAGCAGAGUCUUCCCGGAGGCCCUGAGCCCGCAGGGCACUGCCCGCUUCUCCUGGGCCCGGGGAUGCUCCCUGCCGGCCGCAGCCUGGCCGCUGCCCACCCUGUACUGCACUCCGGAGGAGGCGGGCACGGUGCCCUCGCGCGCCGCGGCCCUGUAUGUGCAGCUGUUGUUUGCCCUGCGGGAGCGGGAGCUGCGGGCGCUGGAGGCCGGGCUGGUCUCGGAGCUGUACGAUGCCCUGGGCGUGCUGCGCGCCAGCUGGGAGGGCCUGGCUCAGGACCUGGCCUUGGGGAGGCUGAGUUCCCGUCUGGAGCUGCCUGAGGGGACCCGGCGCCGGCUGGAGCAGCUGCUGGCGCCCGACGCGGCGCGGGCGGCGGAGCUGAGGGCAGAGUGCGCCAGGGGCUGGGACGGCGUCGCCCGGCGCCUGUGGCCGCGGCUCCAGGUGGUGGUGGCGGCAGAGCCCGGUGGCGAGCAGCUCUACGGGGAGGCCCUGCGGGAGUCGGAGUGCCAGGGCCUCCCCCUCUACUGCCCCUUCUACGGCGCCGCAGGAGCUCUGCUCGGGGUGAACCUGUGGCCGGAGCAGCCCGACUCCCGCUACCUGCUGUGCCCAGACUGGGCUUUCUGCGAGUUCCUGCCGGCGGGGCCGGGCGCUGAGGGGCCCCCGGGGACCGUGCUGCUGGCGGACGUGCAGGCGGGCCCGGAGUAUGAGCUGGUGCUGACGGCCCAGGCUGGAUUGUCCAGGUGCCGCGUCGGGGAGGUGCUGAAGGUGGCUGAAUUCCACAACCAGUGCCCCGUGGUGGAGCUCGUGCGCAGGCUGAGCCAGACCCUGAGCGUGCGUGGGGAAGGCGUCCCCGAGGAGCGCUUCUACCAGAGCCUGCGUCGCGCCGUGGCCAUGUGGCCGGGAGCCCGGCUGGUCGAUUACGUCUGCGCAGAGAGCAGCCUUCUGGGUGCCUCCUCCGGGGUCUGCGCCCCCCAUUACCAGGUGUUCGUGGAGCUGCGGGGCGUGCGUGAUCUGUCGGAGGUGCAGCGCUAUAAGCUGGAUCAGUGUCUCCAGGAGGAUUUUCCGGUCUACAAAACCUUCCGCUUAAAGGGCAGCAUUGGGCCGGUGCGGCUGCACCUGGUGGCGGCCGGGGCCUUCAGGGAGCUGCGGGAUGCUGCGGGCUCCCCGGGCCCCAUGGCCAGAGUCCUGAGGGAGAAGCGCCUGCUGCACUUCAUCCAGAGAAGAGUCAUCUCGUGAGGCCGGCCAGCCCUGCGGUGCCGUUGGCCCAGCGUGCCCUCGCUCGGGCUCUGCUUGUGCUGCCGCUCGCAGGGGGGCAGGGAGGGUCCCUGGUGUGGGGCAGGAGGCUGGGGAGGUCCCUUGGGGCGGCUCCCCGUCUGGCAGAGACUGCCCGCAGAGCUGGUGGGAGGCAUGCACAGCGUUUCAUGGUGCUACCGCAGGCGGGGGGACCCUGUUGGCGCGCUGCAUCCUGCGUGGCCUCCCCGUCACAGAGCGCGCUGUGGGGAGCCGCAGGCCCCCGCCUGCAGCCCAAGGGCACGGGGCAGAGUGGAGAAGUUGCCUGAUCCCGCCCCUGAGACCUGCCAGCUCCCUGCGUUCGGGGCCCGACCUGCUGGCGAUGCUGUGCCCUGUCGGGGAGCGGCUCGUCCACCAGAUGGCGCCAGCGUCAAGUUCACCGCCCAGCUUGGCGCCAGGUGCUGGCUGUUUGGAGACCCAGCCCCUGGCAUGGGGAGAAGCAGGGCUGGCUGCCCUGUGCCCCCAAGUGGGGAAGGAGGUUUGCCCGGGGCAGGGGGUUGAAGAGGUUGAGGCGGCUGGUGAGAUCAGGGCUGAUCGCUAAAGGGCAGCAGCUGCCCCUUCCCCAGAGUCUGCGCUGCGGGCAGCAGGGCAGCGCAGGGCUGGUCUCCCCAUGGCGCCGCUUGGGGGCUGCGGCUCAGAGGGGCCCGGAGCCUCUGGGGCAGAGCCAGGAAUCGAACCCCGGCGAAUGCUCCGACCAUUGCACCCUACUUCCUCCGUCAACGGAGCAGCACGAGGGCUGGCUGGCUGCAGAAGAAGCUGGAGUCUCUCCUCUCCCGCGGCUGUGUGACUGUGAUCCUUCCUGACACGUUUAUUACCAGGCGUUCUGCUUGUGCCUUUUGCCCCAGGCUCUGCCUCUGCAGCACCCUGGGAAUGCAGCCACCUCUGGGGUGCAAGGUGGUGGCUGCAGAAGGGAGGCCAAAGACAUGGGGGAACCACCCCUGGAUCCUGGGGCCCGCACGGCGCUGACAGGCCCUUGGUUUGCAGGGUUGGGAACCAAAUCGCUCUGCUCCGUGGAGCUGAGCUGGGGCUGCUGGGAGCUGCAGGGCAGGUAUGGAUGUCGCACCUGGUGCUUACUAACCUGCCCCCUGGCUUGAAGCUCCCGGCUGUGGUGUCCUACAUUGUGCCAGCAGCCUGGGGCACGGCGUGUGGGAUCUGCUCCUGCGCUUGUGUGGCCCUGCGGGGCAGGGGCUGGGGCUGGGGCUGGCGCUUGGGAGGUCGAGAUCGCCGGCAGCCCGUAAGCUGCUCUGCAGCACGUGCCUCCGGUUUAUGAAACAAUGGGCGGGG
Molecule: messenger RNA, 3041 nt
Organism: Malaclemys terrapin pileata
Lineage: Eukaryota; Metazoa; Chordata; Testudines; Emydidae
Gene: GHDC
Product: GH3 domain containing
Exons: 8
Coding region: 51-1703 (550 amino acids)
Cellular component (GO): cytoplasm
Molecular function (GO): acid-amino acid ligase activity
Source: RefSeq, a predicted model, not a curated record